GUGGCCCCCUCUGAAAUAGGUUACAUUGUUCGGGUCGAAAUCGGCACAUUUUCUAGUCCGUUUGAAAUAUUUUCGCUUCACGCCUAUAUGAAUCUCAACCGUCUAUAUAGUCUCAUCAUUUUUCGGAAUUUCGGUCAGUUUAACUCGUUAGCUUUCCGCGUUAAAUUCAUUAUACUUCUUCAAAAAAAAAAAAAAGUUUAUAAAAAACACUAUCAAAAAUGAGUGACGACGAACAAAAAAUGGCUAUUCUCCGCAAAGCCUUCACAAUGUUCGAUCCAUCAAAAAGUGGUUUGAUUGAAACAACAAAAAUCUCAACCAUUUUAAACACAAUGGGGUGUUUGUUCGAUCAUAGCGAAUUAAGCAGACUUACCACUGAGCAGGAUACUGAUAAAUCGGGAAAAGUUGAUUUCGACGGCUUCUGCGCGAUCGCCUCCCAUUUCUUAGAAGAAGAUGACGCCGAAUCCACCCAACAGGAACUUAAGGAAGCUUUCCGGUUGUAUGAUAGGGAAGGAAAUGGUUACAUCACGACAGCCACUCUUAAGGAAAUCUUGGCCGCUUUAGACGAUAACCUCACCAGUAAGGAUUUGGACGGAAUCAUCACUGAAAUUGAUACGGAUGGAUCAGGAACUGUUGAUUUUGAUGAAUUCAUGGAAAUGAUGACUGGGGAUUAAGUUAUUUUUAUGUUUACGAAGAAGAUUCUUAUUGUACAUGUUACUAUAAAUAACUUAAUAAAUAAAUAAGUGUAAAAAAUAAAUUAAUAAAUUGAAAUCAUUCCUA
Onthophagus taurus is the source of this 777-nucleotide messenger RNA. It is a transcript of the gene TpnC25D, whose product is annotated as Troponin C at 25D. Gene Ontology annotation, cellular component: myosin II complex. Gene Ontology annotation, molecular function: calcium ion binding. Lineage: Eukaryota; Metazoa; Arthropoda; Insecta; Coleoptera; Scarabaeidae. The record is from RefSeq and is a predicted model, not a curated record.